Rosa rugosa (rugosa rose) is the source of this 1157-nucleotide messenger RNA. RefSeq lists its product as uncharacterized. The record is from RefSeq and is a predicted model, not a curated record. The transcript is spliced from 2 exons. The coding region runs from base 61 to 519 and encodes 152 amino acids. Lineage: Eukaryota; Viridiplantae; Streptophyta; Magnoliopsida; Rosales; Rosaceae.
AGUGUUGGUGGUCUGAAAACAUAUAAAGACGAGCCCCAAGGAAAUCAUAGACCAGCCAUCAUGGAAAAAGAAUGGACCAAAUAUGAAAGAAACACAGUUAUCUAUAAACAAGGAGCAAGGAAGUUCGUUGAUAAUGUCCAAACGAGUAUGGGGAAUCCAGAAAGGAUUCGUUGUCCUUGUAACAAUUGUAUAAGUUUCAAACGCCACAACUUUAAUGGAGUAUAUGACCACCUGAUCUGCUAUGGGAUAGAUCAUCUUUAUAGUAGGUGGACAUGGCAUGGGGAUGAGCCAACAUUACCAGAUGAAAAUAAUGUGGAAAUGCCUGAAACAUAUAGAAUGUUUCAGGAUGCACUUUUUGAAGAUAAUGAUGCAUUUUCUAAAGAAAAUGAUGUUAGGGAACCUGGAGAUGAAAGAGAAGAGCCUGAUUUUGGACAUUUAUUAGAGGAGGCAGAACGUCCUAUCUAUAAAGGCUCUACUUUGUCAAAAAUGUCGGCAACAGUAGCUAUGUGUAAGUUUUAGGCAAGGCAUGGUUUGUCUAAUAUAGGGUUUGAUGACAUGGUUGAGAUGAUUCGUGGGUUUCUACCGCAUGACAACACUCUUCCUAGCUCUUUGUACAAUGCAAAAAAAUUGUUAAAUGCAUUUGAUCUAGGUUAUGAGAAAAUACAUGCUUGUGUUAGAGAUUGUUGUCUAUUUAGAAAAGAACUAGAACAUGCAGAUAAGUGUCCUAAGUGUGGCUCAUCACGCUGGAAAGUUGAUAAGCUCACACAAAAGAUUCAAGAAGGAGUUCCAGCGAAGGUACUCAGAUACUUUCCAAUCAUACCUAGAUUUAGAUGGAUGUUCAAGUCAGUUGAGAAGGCAGAACAAUUAAGGUGGCAUCACACACACAAGAGUCAUGAUGGCAUAAUGCACCACCUGGUUGACUCGUUGGCAUGGAAGAGCAUAGAUAGUAAUUGGUCUUCAUUUGCAUCGGACCCUCGUAACCUAAGACUUGGCCUAUCAUCAGAUGUAUUGUCGACAAUACAUGUUUAUUACAAUUAAAUCAGAAAUAUUCUUGCCUUAAAUCAGAAAUGUCCUUGCAAUAAUACAAUUUAUGGUUUAAUUAAGCUAUUUGUCACUCUCAAUUGCCAUAUUGGCAGCUUGUAUAGAGUAUUUUUGUA